This is a messenger RNA of Asparagus officinalis (garden asparagus), 1521 nucleotides long. RefSeq lists its product as uncharacterized. The transcript is spliced from 5 exons. Lineage: Eukaryota; Viridiplantae; Streptophyta; Magnoliopsida; Asparagales; Asparagaceae. Gene Ontology annotation, molecular function: protein dimerization activity. The record is from RefSeq and is a predicted model, not a curated record. The coding region runs from base 1 to 1521 and encodes 506 amino acids.
AUGAUUCCUAGAAAACAAUUGUCUGGUUAUGAAAAAAGAAAAAAGAGAAAACGAUUAGAUUCUUUGGUCGAAUCACAAAAAGGAGCUAUUAAUAAAUUUUUCUCCAAAAGUUCAAGUUCUCAUGAAAAUAAUGAACAAUUAGAUGAAAAUACACCUACUAGCCAUGAAAAUUUACCUACUGAUAAUGAAAAUUUACCUAUUGAUGAUGAAAAUGUAUCCAUUGAUGUUGAAAAUGUAUCUAUCGAUAAUGAAAAUAAUGAUAGUAAAUAUGUGCCUAAUAUUGAUAUCUAUGACCCUAGAACAUGGGAAAAUAUUGAUAAUGAUUCAAGAGAUAUUUUAGUUGAGAAGGGGCUUGAAAGAGAAACAAAUCUUAACUUUCCUUUAGACAAAGAGGGUAGACAUUUUUCAUAUACACAUUUCAAUAGAAAAUUGAGUAAUGGAGAGAGUAGAGAUCGAAAAUGGUUAAUUUACUCUAAACAUAUUGAUAAGGUAUUUUGCUUUUGUUGUAAAUUGUUCAAAUCUAAUAACUAUAAAGCUUUGUUAGCAAAUGAUGGAUUACAAGAUUGGAGACAUAUAGGUGAACGACUAAAAGAGCAUGAAAAUAGCAUCGAACACAUAACUAACAUGAACUCUUGGAAUGAACUAAGAUUAAGGUUGGGAAAAGGUCAAACCAUAGAUAAUGACUUGCAAAAGGAAAUUAUGAAGGAAAAAGAACGAUGGCGAAGCAACGAAAAGAUUUAUCAAAAUAGUAAUGGUAAUUUUUUGGGAAUUAUUGAGAUGCUAGCAGAAUUUGAUAUAGUCAUGCAAGAUCAUGUUAGGCGUAUUCAAAAUCAUGAAAUUCAUCGUCAUUAUCUUAGUCACAAAAUACAAAAUGAAUUGAUUUCUAGCUUAGGUCAAAGUGUACUUGAUCUUAAUGUGGAUGAUAUUAGGGGACAAGGGUAUGACAAUGGUUCUAAUAUGAAAGGUAAACACCAAGGUGUUCAAAAACGAUUGUUGGAAGUAAAUCCAAGAGCAUUAUAUAUGCCAUGUGCUUGUCAUAGUCUCAAUCUUACUCUUAGUGAUAUGGCAUAUUCUUGUGUGAGUAAACUAUUACAACAUAAAACUAUGAGCAUUAACAAUACUAUCAAGCAAGUAAAAGAUAUGAUGUUGUAUUUUGAAAAUUAUAGAUAUGAUGGAUUUCAAAAGAAUAUUGAUCUAAAUGAUAUGUUCUCUGAAUUAAGAGUGCUGCAAAAGACUUUGCCAGAUGUGUCAAAGACAGCAGCCCAAAUUCUUGAAUUUGUUAAAUCUGCUGAUUGUUAUCCUAAUGUUUUGAUUGCAUAUCGAAUUUUAUUAACUUUACCUGUGACUGUAGCAUCAGCGGAAAGGAGUUUUUCAAAAUUGAAGCUGAUAAAAACAUAUUUGCGCUCAACAUUAUUACAAGAAAGAUUGAAUGACCUUGCAAUUCUAUGCAUCGAGAAGGAUAUGUUGGAAAAGAUAGAUAUGGAUUCUAUUAUUGAUGAUUUUGCAUCAAAAAAUGCAUGA